AUGACGUGCUCUCACUGCAGCGACACGGUCACGAAAGCGCUCAGUGGCCUACCGAAUGUGAUUCCAGGCUCGAUCCAUGUUUCGAUCGAUGACAACUGCGCCUUUGUUGCUUUUACGCGACCCAACACGGUCAGCAAAGAUCAACUGACAGAAAUUAUUGAAGAUCUCGGUUACACUGUCGACAACGUUAUACUGGAUUACGUCUCUGAAGAGGUCGCUUCAUCGGGUGAUCCUGCUACUGAAAAGACAGCCGUCAUCAGCAUUUCCGGCAUGACCUGUUCUCACUGUGUGCAGACCGUCAAUGACGCACUACGGGGGUUACCUGGAGCUAUUGCGGAAUCGGUGAACACCAAUCUCCAAACUCAGGAAGCCACGGUAUCUUUCACUGGCACUCGGGUGACGAGUGAUUCGUUACGUCAGAUCAUUGAAGAUCUGGGUUAUGAAGUCGUGGGCCGACCCAAGUUUUACCGCAAUCAUGGUGGAUUGACCGAUCGUCGUGCCUCCCUGGAAUUGACUCCGACGCGCUCGACAGUAUCUGCCACUGAAUCCACCGCAUUAUUAUCUCGGCCUGAUCAGAAACACCAAUUACGAAAAGUGGUCAUGCGUGUCCUUGGUAUGACUUGCCACAGCUGCGUUGUCGCCGUCACCGAUGCUCUCCAGACGGGAAUUCCCGGCGUUCAUAAGGACUCGGUGCGUGUGGAUCUUAAUACCGAAAUGGCCAUGUUCAUCGCGACCGAUCCCAAGAGUGAAAACAUUCGAUCCGUGGUGGAAAAUCGAGGUUACGAUGUUGAAAACAUUCAAAUCAUUCACAAUCUUCUUCCUCCGGCCGUUCUCGAGUCGACGCCGCCCAGUGAAGAUCCCAGUAGCUCCAUGUCCAGCACCCGUCGUCCCAGCGAUUCCAUCGCUUCUCUUGCUGCUAUUUCCGUUGAAACUCCCAUGGCGGUCCCGAAAAAGGUCACUCUUUCCGUCAGUGGCAUGACAUGUUCCAGCUGUGUUCGUACCUUGGAACGUGGUUUGACCAGUCUUCCCAGCGUGGAUCCUACGUCGGUGCAAGUCCAACUGCUCACUGGUUCGGCGUCGUUUGCUGUCAUGGGGGAUGUUCUCGACGAAAAGACAAUUAUGAAGGCGGUCAAGAGCAUGGGUUACGAAGCCAGUAACAUUGUGUUUAUUGCCGAACAACAGCCCGUGCAAGCCUCUUUCAAAACCAGUAUGUACAAGGCCGACCUCCUGAUCAGUGGCAUGUUCUGUGAACAGUGUGUCGACAAGGUGCAUUCGGCUCUCGCUGAUCUUCCGGGGACCAAGGCCGACAGUAUCAAGGUCGAUGUUGACUCGGGUCGUGCUUCCUUUGAUUACUCUGGCGAAUCGGUGGGCCGGCAACACAUCUAUCAGGCCAUUCUCCAGCUCGGUUUCAUGGCAGAAAACAUCGAUAUUGUCAAGACUGGCGAAGAAAAAGACGUCAAGGAUACCAAGAGCAAUGUCGUUACCACGCGACUCACCGUGACCGGUAUGACGUGCAGUUCGUGUGUUGGUAACAUUGAACGGACCAUGUUGAAGCAAGCAGGCGUGAUCAGUUGUCAAGUCAACCUUUUGGCCAAGUCGGCGGUGAUUCAGCACGAUCCUUCCGUGGUCGGUUCUCGGGCUUUGGCCAAUAUGAUUGAACAGAUUGGUUACAAGGCAGAAUUGGCGACUCACAGUACCGACGGAUUGAGCGAUCAGCGCGAGGCGAUGCGGGCGUCGAUGGAACAAGAAAUCAAGACGCUUCGGUUCCGAUUCCUUUGGUCUUUACUGUUUGCGAUUCCCACCGUGUUGAUUCAUAUGAUCUUUAUGAUGGCGUUGCCUGCAAGCAAUCCAGUCCACAAGGCUUUUAUGAAGGACAUCACUCACGGGUUGACGGUAGGCGAUUUGCUGCUUUUCCUCAUGGCGACACCUGUCCAGUUCUGGUUAGGUUCUUCCUUUUAUGUCAAGGCUUACCGUUCUCUGGUGUAUGCUCGCACAGCCAACAUGGAAACGCUCGUGGCGAUGGGCACCACAGUGGCGUACCUUGCUUCAGUGGUGUCGGUGAUUCUGUCAAUGGUACGCCAAUCCCAUGGUGGCAUGUCAAUGAACUACUUUGAAACCUCGGUCCUUCUCAUCACGUUUAUCCAUUUCGGUAAAUGGCUGGAAGCCCUCGCCAAGGGUAAAACCGCGGAAACGAUUACCAAAUUGAUGGAUCUUCAACCGGAACGAGCGAUUCUCGUGGAAAUUGCCAAGAACCUUGAUGACAAGUCCAAGGACAACGACACCAAGACACCCUCUGCUAAAGGCGGCGACGAUUUCAAAGAAGAUAUCUUUAUUGAAACUGAAAUCGAUACCAGUGAAAUUCAAGUGGGUGAUAUCCUCAAAGUCAAUGCAGGUGCGCGUAUCCCUUGCGAUGGUAAAAUCUGGCGAGGAACUACGACGACGGAUGAAUCCAUGAUUACGGGUGAAUCGGUUCCUGUGAACAAGCAAAAGAACGACAACGUGAUUACGGCCACCAUCAAUUUGUCAUCACCAGUGUAUAUUCGUGCUAUCCGUGUAGGCUCCGAUACCACCUUAUCCCGCAUUAUCCAAAUGGUGCAAGACGCUCAAGCCUCGGCCAAGGCGCCUAUCGAGAAACUCGCGGACCAGAUCUCCAGUGUAUUUGUGCCAGUGGUCAUUGCUCUCGCUAUCAUUACCUAUGUGGUUUGGCAAAUUGCUAGUGUGAAGAACCUGUAUCCCGAAGAUUGGCUGCCUGAGGGUGAAACCAAGACCAUUUUCUCCAUCAUGCUGGGUGUGUCGGUUCUCGUCAUUGCUUGUCCCUGUGGUUUGGGUCUCGCUAGUCCAACUGCUGUCAUGGUGGGCACAGGUAUAGCGGCUCGUUACGGUGUGUUGGUCAAGGGAGGUGGUUAUGCUCUUGAGAUGGCCAACCGGAUUACCACGGUUGCUUUUGACAAGACGGGUACUCUUACACUUGGCAAACCCAUGGUGACUGAUGAAUGGAUUGCUGCUGCUUCUACGGAGCAGACUGCUCUUCAGUCGAUCUGGAAAAUUCUCGGUCGCGUUACCUCGGUCAGCAACCAUCCUCUGUCGAAAUCCAUUGAAAAGAAGGCUAAACGAAUUAUUCGAGGUGUGGACCAAAAUGUGACAACGGCCGCCGAUCUUGCCGCUCAGGAACAAGAAGAGGAAGAACAAGAAGGAGAGGAACAAACUGAAAAUACCAAGGAUUACUUUGGCGGCGUCAACAUUACCAAUGCCAAGGAAGUGGCCGGAAGAGGUAUUUUGGCGACAUUGACUCUCAGCGAAGAAAUCUCCCGUCAUUUGCCCGUUCGUCUCCAGGGCCAACGUAUAUUCAACGUGUUCCUCGGUAAUCAGGAAUGGAUGGAUGAAAACCACGCUCGUUACGAAAACGCGGAACAAGCCAAGACCUGUCAACAACAACUUGGCGAUUGGCAAGACCAGGGUAAAUCGAUUGUGAUGAUUUCUUUGUCGCCCGUCACUACCGGUACCGCCGGUACCAGCAACAAGUCUUCAGCCAUGUCGAAUGCUCACAAGGAAGGUUGCAAUAAUGCGUGUGCUUGUGCGGUGUGCCAUUGUGCAGCUGCUUCGGUUUGCUGCAGUGCUUCCCGUACGAUGAUGCUGGCUCAACUGGCGGUGGCAGAUAUUGCUCGACCUGAAUCGCGUCAAGUGGUGGCAGAGUUACGCAAGAGGAAUAUUGAAGUAUGGAUGGUUACGGGCGACAAUGAACGUACCGGUCGUGUGGUGGCUCAGCAAUUGGGCAUUGACAAGGAUUGUGUCUUGGCCGGCGUCAAGCCUGAACAAAAAGCAGACAAGGUCCGUAACCUCCAACGACGUGGCGUGCGAACCGAAAAGGCUGGCAAGAUUUGGCGCAAAAAGAACAAGGACGGGAAACCUCAACAAGCAGUGGUGGCCAUGAUUGGUGAUGGUAUCAACGACUCUCCUGCAUUAGCUCAAGCAGAUGUAGGUAUCUCCGUGGGAUCUGCUACCGAUGUUGCCAUUGAAGCUGCUAGUAUCGUUCUUAUCCGCAACAAUUUGCUGGAUUUAUUAACGAUGUACGACGUUUCUCGAGUGGUGGUCCGUCGUAUCCGGCUCAACUUUUUCUGGGCUUUCUUGUACAAUUGCAUUGCCAUUCCUAUUGCUGCCGGUAUCACUUAUCCCGGUACCGGACAAGGUCUUCCUACCUACGUCGCUGGUAUUGCCAUGGUGGCUUCCAGUAUUAGCGUGGUUUGUUCCAGUUUAUUGUUACGCUUCUACAAACCUCCCAAUCACUCGUCUGCUUAA
This is a messenger RNA of Radiomyces spectabilis, 4296 nucleotides long. Its product is annotated as E1-E2 ATPase-domain-containing protein. Bases 1 to 4296 code for a protein of 1431 amino acids. The transcript has 6 exons. NCBI's taxonomy places the organism in Eukaryota, Fungi, Mucoromycota, Mucoromycetes, Mucorales, Radiomycetaceae. Gene Ontology annotation, molecular function: P-type divalent copper transporter activity; copper ion binding; ATP hydrolysis activity. The record is from RefSeq and is a predicted model, not a curated record. Gene Ontology annotation, biological process: copper ion homeostasis. Gene Ontology annotation, cellular component: membrane.